Messenger RNA from Hypanus sabinus (Atlantic stingray), 2709 nucleotides. It is a transcript of the gene pttg1, whose product is annotated as PTTG1 regulator of sister chromatid separation, securin. Lineage: Eukaryota; Metazoa; Chordata; Chondrichthyes; Myliobatiformes; Dasyatidae. The record is from RefSeq and is a predicted model, not a curated record. Gene Ontology annotation, biological process: chromosome organization. The transcript is spliced from 7 exons. Gene Ontology annotation, cellular component: cytoplasm; nucleus. Bases 688 to 1326 code for a protein of 212 amino acids.
UUCGCUUUGAGUGGGUAUAGCCGCAAGGCGGCGGAUGUUUGAGGCCGGAGUUUUUCCGCAAACCACGGCUGACGAGCCCCACCCGCCCGCAGCGACUGGGUUUGGAGCCAAUAACCCGCCUUCUGUCCGCACAAACUGUCCCGCUGGGCUUAGCUACACCACACAUGAAGGCCAGGAGCUGGACUUGGUCGUCAGAGGCUAUUUGAGGCGCACACCAUUGGGAUCAUUUAAUUGGUAGUGAGAGACUUUUCCCACCACCACUCCGUAACGACCUUUAAGGAAUCUGUAGAACGCUGGUAAUACUGUAUCCUCAAGUUAUUUCCUUUGCAAAUAAAUGAGCCAUUAUUAGUAUGUAACUGCGUGGAAACUAAAAGCCAAAUCCAUUAAGUUUUUGGAAAAUAUAUUCAAUCCUAUAUGCUGUUAUCUUCAUGCUUGGAAAUGUAUUGGGAAACAAUUUUACAGCAAGGCAUCAACGAGUUCCGCUUUCCAGCGCCGGGUGCAGAUGCGUCCGCCUGGCUGUAGGGGCGCUGUAGUUGGGGGUUGACCCAUGAAGUUUCCUGACCCAACCAAUCACGGGGCAGUUUGCCACCCGGCAUCAUUUAAAACGUUGAAUUCGAGGGCUUGUUCAUACAGUUCGCGAUUACUUCCAAUUGACGAGCUGGUUUUGUGCAGUGAUAUAUAAUUGAAAUGGCAUUGAGAAUAUUUGUGGAGAAAGAAAACGAACUCUUGAGUGCCCACACUAAAAAGCACCCAAAACUACAUCCUUCUGAAACAGCUGUACUACAGACCCCCAAAGCUGGAAAGAUAUUAACCGUAACGCCUCACUUGCAGCAGUCUGCAAGAAAGGCACUGGGAGAUGUGAACUGUCUUUUGCGUACAGAUAUCAAGACUAAUCAGACUCAGAAAAAGGGAAAAGCAAAAGCCUUCAAGCUGCACAGUAAAGUAAAAACAUUUAAAACAACCAAGCCUGCAGAAAAGACUUCCACUUCUGAGCCUCCAAGAUGUCCUGUUGAGAAACCUGAAGAUUAUCCUGAAAUUGAAGCUUUCAUUCCAUUUGAUCCUUUUGCUGUCGUUCAAUUCGACUUUGAAGAUUUUACUUUGCCAGAGGAACACAGGCUUGAUCACAGCUAUCUGGCAGGCUUGCCGCUCUCUUUUCUGGAGAAGGAAGGAGCUUUAAUGGAAGAAGUGCUGAAUAAAGUCCCGUCACCUAUGAAACAGCUGUCACCCGUAAACGAAUCCGAUUCGUUGGAUUUCUAUGAAACUGAUAUAUUGGCAGACCUGGAUGGAAUCAAAAUUGAAUUGCCAUCAAUGGAAUAUGACUUCUGAUUGCUAAUCACCUGAAACUUCAAGCUAUGUUUAUUGUAAUUUGUAUGUAAUUGCAUGUUUGCAUCUUCCAGAUGGACCCUAAACGUUGAAGAUAUUGUCAUUAUUUAUGCAGUGUAUUCAAACUUUUUUAAUAAAGUCUUAUUGUGCAUUGAAAUGAGUAUUUGUAUAUUGUUGCAAUCUAGACAAGAUGCCCACCCCUUCUCACUGCCCAGCACCUGGUAGUGCUUCACUUUUUCCAUGACCCACAGUCCUUGUUGGACUGUUACCUUCCAGCUUCUUGCUUCAUCCCACCCUCCUUUUUCACCCUCCCCUGGAUUCAUUUUAUCACCCGUCAUCUUGUGCUCCUUCCCCUGAUGUAACCUACUCCUCACCUUUAUUCUGGCUUCUGUCCUCUUCACUAUGAAAGUUCUCAGCCUAAAACAUUGUCAGUUUAUUGUCUGCAAUAGAUGCUGUUUGACAUUGCCGAGUUCCUCCAGCAUUGAUUGUGUGUGUGUGAUCUGUUACUGACAAGUUCUGCCUUAAGGACCUUGCUUAGUGUACUGCAGGAACCUCAUUGGUUCCUUGAAAAACUUGUACUUGGGUACCAAUUCAACACCCCAGCAUUAAGAAUCCCAUGACUAUUUAUAAUUAAUAACUGACCAACUAUUCGUGUUUUUAUAAUAUCUACUCAACACUAUUUUUGACCUCGUUAUAUUUUGGCCUACUAUUAAUACAUUACAUACACACUUGCCCCUACAGGAGAAUGUGGGGUGGCAGGGAGGGUGUGAAGACCUGUAGUUCCACGUAAGCUGGUUGGAUAUGACAACGGCACAAUCUGGGCAACAGCUUAUACAGGCCGUUGGGGUUUUUGAAACCUCGGUGAUCGGGAUUGUCUACCCAAAGUAUAUGAGGACUGGAUUCGGUGGACUGCGCGGAGGAAACUACGAGCUGCUCCAACGGGCAGGAAGGCGUUUCCCAGCACGCGUUCUGGAGCGCAAAGAGCAUAAAGACAAUGUAGAUCGCCCUGGUCACCCACUACAUCCUAUAUCCAGUCGCCUUGACUUCCAUCUUGCCACUUGAUCCACACUCACUCACCUUUUUAUCCCAUACAACUACUGUAUCCUUUUCAGUCAUUUAUAUUGAAGUUUUUCUUGUGCCUAAUGAAAGUGCGAGCUACAUACUGUUUAUCUCCCAAAUGUUACUGGCAGCUUGGUUGGUGGCAUUUUUACAUGAGUUAAAACACUCCUGAAUUAAGUUCUACUCCAAACACUGAGCCCAAAAUUUGACAAUCAUCAAAAAUCCUGUGUCAAUUUCUUAAACUCCCGGACCAACGUUUUACUAGUAAUCCACCUGCUAUCUCAAUUUGCUUUGGGCAAAGUAGCUGCGAAACAGAAGCUGAAGGGU